Molecule: messenger RNA, 1020 nt
Organism: Suillus fuscotomentosus
Lineage: Eukaryota; Fungi; Basidiomycota; Agaricomycetes; Boletales; Suillaceae
Exons: 2
Coding region: 26-907 (293 amino acids)
Source: RefSeq, a predicted model, not a curated record
AAAUCCGACCACUAGUGCAGGCGAAAUGAAUGCAGAAGUGAAUGAUACUUGGUUCGGAAGCAAAGGCACUUCAUGGACGCCAGGGCAGAAUUUCUCAUACCCAUUUUAUUGGGUAGUGACCAAUCAGAAUGGUCUGGACAAUGGCACUUACACCACAAAUCCAACGUUCCUGGCUAUUCAAACUACAUAUGCAGAUGCUGUUGUUUCGUCUAUGCAAUCGUCGUCAUCUGCUGCCGCCGCGUCGUCAUCUGCCGCCGCCGCAUCGUCAUCUGCGGCUGCUCUGUCAUCAGCGUCUUUAUCACAUGCAUCUGGGACAUCGUCGCUUCCAUCGGGAAAUGUUCAGUCAAACAACUCAAGUCCACCUUUUCCUCAUUGGGCAAUAGCAGUCAUCGUGGUACUCGGAUUUCUCGCCAUCGUAGCUGGCGGUGUCUUGAUUUGGUUAAUCGUGCGCCGUCUACGAAGACGUGGACAGCUCUCGAAUCGAGGGUCCAUAGGUUCCUCGUCUCCGAUGAUGGCCAAUGCCCAGAACUCCAACUCUCCUCAACUACCGUUGUUGGGGGCUGGGAUAGCAGGUGCGGUGGCUGGCCGGACAUCAUCAGAACAGCAUCGGCCUGCAUCGAUCGUAUCUCCGGAUGGUGCAUCCGAUAUCUCACGGGCCCACUCUGCAGGCGACACCGGUCCAUUUUCAGGAGCCGAUGCAGCCAUCAUGGCGGAUGCAUUUAGGAAAGCAUUGCGCAAACCUGAUUUUGCAGGGCCCACUGUUGAGGAGGCCGAGGACCACAGAGAUGAUGCGAUCAUGAGUCGUGAAUUAGCAGAAGAAGGACGAGACAUACGAAGUGUCAGUUCAUCACGGGGAGUUAAAGUGGAAACUCUAAGUGAGACUGGUGAUACAGUGCAAGAUCACUAGGAUUUUUUGUGCGCUUUACUUUACUUUAUUUCACUUUCGACCUCUCAACGUUGAUUGUAUAUUUUUUCGGAUACCUUUCGCAGCCCUCAUAUUGUUGUCCCACCUUCAUCGCC